GUCUUUUUACACUUCAGGUCCCUAAAGAAACACCUGGAGAGCACUUUGAAGGACUUCAAAUGCUCACAAGUCUUCUUGCACCAAAAGGCUCCCGUUCAGCAAAACCACUGGUGGAAGAUGUGAGCAUGGGAGCCUGCUGUAAAGGUGCUGGAGAUGAAGAAGAAGAAGAUGAUGAAGAAUUUGACUGGCAGAUUGAACAGGAAGUUUACACAGAGAGAUCUGAAGAAGAGCUGAGUGUCCUGCAGAAAUAUGGUUUUGGUAACCAGAGAUCUGGGGUAUUUGCACGAUUACAGGAGGAACUCAGUGAUGUGAUUGACCUUAAGAACCCAGAGGGAACAUCAGCAGCAGAGAGACGUCAGGCUCGGCUGGAAGCAGAAGCAUCAGCCUUCUCUCCAGACCAUUACCUGGCUGAUUUGUUUGAAGAUGAUGAGAUAAAUCGGCUGCUGAAGUUUAAGCCAUGGUGGGCGAAGCUGGCUGCCUCUACAGASGAAGAGGAGGAAUGUGCUGUGACCUUCACCGAGGAAGAGAAAGAGCAGCUGAGAAAAUUCACAAACCACUCCUACCUGUUGGACAAGAAGUCUCGGUACCAAGCGUGGCUCAGCCUUGUGGACAUCCUGMUGGCUUACUCCUAUGAAGUGCGCUCCACAGAGGGGGAGCACAAUGUGGAGUCACCGUGGACUAUCAGGAAACUCAGUGGGACUCUGUGCUGGCUGSAGACAUAUAACUCCCUGCAAGAGGUCCUGGUGUCUUUUGGAAGGAGGGUUAUGUGCUACCCACUCUACAGACACUUUGCUUUGGUCACCUCAGUUAUUCGUGACACAACUGAUAUUUUGCAGUCAGGGAAAACCUGUGUCCUCAAAUGCCUGCUGGACAUCCACAAAAUCUUCCGAGAUAAUGACCCAGCCUACAUACUGAAUGAUCUGUACAUCAGCGACUAUUGCAUCUGGAUCCAGAGAGUCAAGUCCAAGAAGGUGACGGCGCUGGUCGCCUCGUUACAAAAAGCCUCGCUGCAAAAAAGAGACUUGGAGCUGGAGCUGGAUGAGCUGGAGAAGGCAGCCAGGAUGGUGAUGGAAGAGGAGCAGGGAGCCGCCGACACGUCUGAAUCCUGCAGUGGCAGCAGCAGCAGCAGCAGCAGCGAGUCAUCCAGCGAGAGCGAGGAUCCUGAGACUGAAGGACUAGGCUGCUCCAAAUCCACAGAGGAGGGAGGAGGAGGAGGAGGAGGAGAGGCAUGUAAAGACAGCCCCCCUGCCUCUCCCAUCCCCCAAACACUCUCCAGCACACUCUCGUCAGCAGAGCAGUUGAAAGCGGACGCCCCUCGCUCAGACUCGGGGGGCUGCAGGCAGCUGAUCCAGGAGCUGGGGGAACAUUUAACAGAGGAGCUGAGGAUCUCUGCAGACGCUCGGCAUUCACAGGAGGAGGAGGAGGAGGAGGAGGGACGAACAUCUGGGAGGAGCAGUGGGGGGGCUUUCUUAGAGCUCAGCCCUCGCAGAAACCCUCUGCUCAUCGUUGAGACGCAGGACCAACUCCAGCAGGACUUUAUGAGCUAAAACCAC
Austrofundulus limnaeus is the source of this 1553-nucleotide messenger RNA. RefSeq names its product SHQ1, H/ACA ribonucleoprotein assembly factor (gene shq1). Gene Ontology annotation, cellular component: nucleoplasm; cytoplasm. NCBI's taxonomy places the organism in Eukaryota, Metazoa, Chordata, Actinopteri, Cyprinodontiformes, Rivulidae. Gene Ontology annotation, biological process: box H/ACA snoRNP assembly. The record is from RefSeq and is a predicted model, not a curated record.